This is a messenger RNA of Tigriopus californicus, 762 nucleotides long. RefSeq names its product ERI1 exoribonuclease 3-like. The record is from RefSeq and is a predicted model, not a curated record. Lineage: Eukaryota; Metazoa; Arthropoda; Copepoda; Harpacticoida; Harpacticidae. Gene Ontology annotation, molecular function: nucleic acid binding; 3'-5'-RNA exonuclease activity. Gene Ontology annotation, biological process: exonucleolytic trimming to generate mature 3'-end of 5.8S rRNA from tricistronic rRNA transcript (SSU-rRNA, 5.8S rRNA, LSU-rRNA). The transcript has a single exon. The coding region runs from base 1 to 693 and encodes 230 amino acids.
AUGUUACGUCGUGGCUUUUCCAGUGGUAGGCAAGUGCUCAAAGCUAGUUGGAUGAUGGAACGACAAUCAGGCUUACUUCAGUCAUCCAGUCACGGCCCGUUCCAACCUCAAAAGUUCGACUACUUCCUGAUCAUUGACUUCGAGGCCACCUGUCUUCACAAGCAGCCCAUCAAACCUCAAGAAAUCAUUGAAUUUCCGUGUCUCAAAGUGAAUGCUCGGAACUUUGACGUUGUGGCCGAGUUUCAUCGUUACGUGAAACCCGUUCACCAUCCUACCUUAAGUGUGUUUUGCUCUGAACUCACGGGCAUUCUCCAAGAGACGGUCCAAAACGAGUCAACCUUUCCAGAGGUGUUCCAAGCCUUUCAAGACUGGAUUCGAGAAGAGGCGCUUCUAGAAUCUCGGUUUUGUUUCGUGUCAUGUGGAGAUUGGGACCUCCGGACGAUGCUUCCCGCUCAGUGUGAAUUGUGUCAGCUUCAAGUACCGGAUUACUUACAUCGCUGGAUUAAUAUUAAAAAGAGCUUUCAUAAGAGUCAUCGAUCCUUUCCCCGACAUCUCACGGCCAUGCUCACUGAGUUUGGCUUGGAAUUUGAGGGCCGACCUCAUAGUGGGAUUGAUGACUGCCGGAAUAUUGCCCGGAUCUUGCGAAAGUUGGGCGAAGAUAAAUUUGUUUUCGAUUUCACAACUUCGUUGUAAUAAACACGGCUAGGCCCUACUAAGCUUCCUUGAAAGUUAUUUUUGAAGUGCCAAUCUUUGCAAUUUCAG